Zea mays is the source of this 1338-nucleotide messenger RNA. RefSeq lists its product as uncharacterized. Gene Ontology annotation, biological process: positive regulation of transcription initiation by RNA polymerase II. The transcript has 4 exons. The coding region runs from base 160 to 645 and encodes 161 amino acids. Gene Ontology annotation, molecular function: transcription coactivator activity; DNA binding. Lineage: Eukaryota; Viridiplantae; Streptophyta; Magnoliopsida; Poales; Poaceae. The record is from RefSeq and is a predicted model, not a curated record.
AACGAUGAAAAAGUUCAUUUUACCUCAGUCAACUACCAAUUUUCUCGCUCAGACAUACAGAAUUACAGAGUCGAAGUGCGCUGUGGCCUGUGGACUCUCCCCUCCCCAACUCCGGCGAAGGGAGCAGAAACGUUGGCGUGUUGGUUGGGUGGCGUCGGCAUGGACGAGGCAACGAAGAAGAAUGUGGAGGCUACGGUGCUGGAGAUCCUCCGGGGCUCCGAUAUGGAGUCCGUGACGGAGUACAAGGUCCGCGCCGCUGCCAGCGACCGCCUCGGCAUCGACCUCUCCAUACCCGACCGCAAGCUCUUCGUCCGCGGCGUCGUUGAGGAAUACCUACUUUCACUCUCCUCCAAGGAGGAGGCGAAGGCGGAGGAGGAGGGCGUCACUGGCAGGGAGAGCAAGGGCAAGGAACACGAAGAGGAGGACGAAGAGGAUGACGAUGAGGAGGAGGAUGAAGGUAAGGGUGGCGGGAAGAGAGAGUACGAUGACCAAGGUGACCUUAUCCUGUGCCGCCUUUCGAGCAAGAGGAGGGUGACUUUAUCGGAGUUUAAGGGCAGGUCGUUGGUGUCCAUCCGCGAGUUCUACGUGAAGGACGGCAAGGAGAUGCCCUCCGCCAAAGCAUUACGUUCAGUAUACCCCUGUUGAAUCAGCACCCCUGCCUACCGAAAUUUGGAUUGAUUUAAAGAAAAAUCUGAGGAAAUCAUUUCAACAGGCUAGCUGAUCUGCAAAAGUAUCAGUAUGACUUUGGAGCAGUGGGAAGCAUUUUGCAAUGCUGUACCUGCAAUAGAGGAUGCCAUCAAAAAGCUUGAAGAUUCAGACUGAACUGGUUUUAAGAGCCUCUUCUUAUGCCCGUGUCAAAUGAAAAAGCCUGGGAAGCAUUUCGCAAUGCUGUAUCUGCAAUAGAUGAUGCAUGAAAAAGCUUGAAGAUUCAGACAGAACUGGUUUAGGAGCCUCUUAUUUUGCCUGUAUCAAAUAAAAAAGCCUAUUUCUGACCCUUAACGAGGGCCAUAUAUGUGUCUUGCAAGAGCUAAGUUCUGUAAAAGAUUUCUACAUGUACCAUGUGUAGGAGUUAGGAUAGAGUGAUAGACGUACUGCUGCAUACAGUUCGGAAUAUUUGCUAGUAACAAGUAAUCUACCAUUAGGUGGCCUGGAGUUCACAUGCUAUGCUAUGUGAUGAUCGGGGAUGUGUCCUAGCAAUAGCAAGCUCAUGAAGUUGUUUCUCCCCCCUUUUUUUUUCUGUGUAUUAGGGUUAGUUUGACAACCUCAUUUCCUCAGGGAUUUCUAUUUUCUCAAGGAGAUUUUUUUUUUAAAAAAAUAGAGUUGCCAAACUAGCCUUUA